CUCAACCAAACGCAUGAUUUUUCUCUGGAUUUAUACGUGGUCUUGGUGUCAACUUCCUAAAGCAUCCUACCUAGAGUUACUCGUGUUUUCUGAGGAAUCUUCCCCGGGUACAGGUUAAUUAGAUCUCGAGGCUAGAUUUUUGUAGGCCUAAAAACAAUGAUGGCGUUGUUUAUAUAGCUGUGAAGGUGGAUCGAAUGUUGCUGCUGUUUAUAAAAUCAUGCGAGGCAGCACGGAACAGAUUUAGACUAUAAUUUGAGUGGAACAUUCUACUUAAAACACUUUCUAAUUUGGCAUAUUUGCCUCCACAUGACAGACAACCAUAGCCUAAACAUUGACUUGUCAUUACCUGAAUGUGUCACCAGCUAGUUAGCUAGCCUCUGGUUAGAUUGAUUGCAACAGCUUGGUGGUGAAUGAAUGUCAGAUAACCAUGAAUGUUUGUAGUAGAAAACGUAUUGCUGAAUCCAAAUCCGGAUUACAGUUUUCACAUUUUGAGAAAGGAGAAGAAUGCCAUUCUUUCGCGAGCAUUCUUUGGUGUGCCCGCGGUGGCCUCAGAACACGGGCAUCAUCUUGGGACCCAUGAAAUGUAGUCAACUCUGCGUGUGAAUAAUGAGCGUGUGGAACUGUUGGAGCUGGUCCUUCACAUAGGGGAAGAGUUGCUGAAAUGCGGACAAAAAGUGUCUGCUGAAAUUACGCCCAGAGAGACACUGAAACAAGCCCAAGUGUUUGGUGGCUCCUCUACGCGUUAAGGCACUGAGGUGUCUGUUGUUCUGGGCCUCCCAGGGUGGUCAGAUUCCUAAGGGCUGGAGUGAAAUGAACAGCAUCAGGGACACUCACGGUACCACUGCAGUCUACCAGCCUCCGGACCAGUUCGACCCGGACCAGUUCGACCAGGACCAGUUCGACCUGGACCAGUUCGACCAGGACCAGUUCGACCAGGACCAAUUCCACCCAGACCAGUUCGACCCGGACCUGUUCGACCAGGACCAGUUCGACCCGGACCAGUUCGACCAGGACCAAUUCCACCCAGACCAGUUCGACCCGGACCUGUUCGACCAGGACCGGUUCGACCCGGACCAGUUCGACCAGGACCAAUUCCAUCCAGACCAGUUCGACCCGAACCUGUUCGACCAGGAGAGGAGUUGACUCAGAUGAUUGUUGGGAUGCUGGCCGCAGAGCUUCUGGCUCCAGCUACCUGGCAGGUGGCUACGUGGUGGAUGGCUGGACGGCUUCCCCAGAACACAGACCAGCCCCUUGGUGCACACAGUACUGGGACUGCAGGUCCACUUCAGCAACAUCCCCACCGGGCCAAAGAACCAGCCAGCUCAUACCACAAGAAAUAAGCAAAACCACAAAACUCUUCUGUGUCCCAAAUGGCACCUUUUUCCUUUUUUGGUUUAAAAGAAUAGUAGGGUACUAUAUACUAAAAUACAUUGCCAUUUGGGACCAUAACUUCUUGUACUUUUAGGUGCCGUCUUUGUAUGUUUACAGUCACUUCAUAAAUGGUGCUAAAACUGGAAAUGAAUUAAAUAAUGAAUUAAACAACAGCCUUGUCUGAAUGGUGACAUCAUUUAAGACAUUGGUCUUGCUCUGGGCUAACAGAGGUGAGGACAGGCAGGGGAUUCCUUGUUUCUCCUCUAGCAAGACCCUCUGGCAAGUUGGAGGCCGACAAGUGAUUUGGUUGAGCAGGUAGUGUUGAACAAAUCUGAACGUCUUGUU
Molecule: messenger RNA, 1716 nt
Organism: Esox lucius (northern pike)
Lineage: Eukaryota; Metazoa; Chordata; Actinopteri; Esociformes; Esocidae
Product: aspartate and glycine-rich protein-like
Exons: 3
Coding region: 811-1143 (110 amino acids)
Source: RefSeq, a predicted model, not a curated record